CCUCUGUGCGUUUUGCUCUGGACAGGCAUCGUCAACACCUAGUCCACGACAUGGAUUCGUCUUUCCCAAUGUCCCAGCCAUCAGCCUCUCAGCCACAGAAUGCUAUAAAAAUCUUCGUGGCCGCAGAUGACUCUCCCUUACCAAUAUUCGUCGACUCGAAUGGCAUAACUGACAAUCGGCCCUGGCUCAUCAGAACUUUGCGUACUCAUGGUGCAAAGAUAUGCCCCGACGUCUCUCUCGCGCGAAUCAUCCUCGUUGAACCGAACUCAUCCUCAGGUCGCCAGUUCGUUCGCGAAUGGGGCAUGGAUCCAGGAAAGGUGAUUCUCGAUGUUACGUGGCACCGCCGCUGUCUAGAGGCUGGCCGUGCACUACUCGAAAAUGAUGCAUUUGCCGGUUGUGGUGAUCUUGACGGUAGUCCGCUCGAAGGCGAUGCAGCCGACGAGGAGGAACAAGGUCUAUUCUCGGAAAGCAAGGCAUCAGCCUUAAAUGGCAAAGCCACACGACAACCGACUAAAUUGAGUGCCGCGCCGCGAACUUCGAGGCCUUCGAACAUGAACAAUGACCGCUCUUCAGCUUUAACCCAACCACGUCCGACUCCCAACGAUUAUGGUCCUACAAACGCUGAUGCACUCGCAGCAGGACACGAUAAUCUUUCCGCUUCGCAAAGGCUACCUACCCCGCCAUCCACGUCCAUGUCUACGCAAUUUGAGCCAUCUUCAGCGAAUAUACACCACAUGCAGCCAGGGAUGCCUCAAAAUAUGGCACCUCCGUUUGGACAACUUGUACCUCAAUCGCAAUUUCCACCAGGGCAUAUGAACCCUCAAGCGAUGCAGGCAUUAAUUAUGAGCAACCCAGAGAUGGCAGUGAUGGCAUACAAUAUGGUAAUGGGCAUGGUCAGUGGCGGACAGAUGGCCCCACAAGGAUGGCAAGGGCAGCAAUCACCUCCCCCUACAUUCAUGCAACCGCAACCCGGCUUCCAAAUGAUGCAACCUCCGCAGUCUCAACCCGUUUCGUCUAUGCUUCCUCCAGACACGAAUGGACACCAUGGAAGCGCAUCCACGACAAGACACGACGAGGACACAGCCAUGAAGGCAGACAACCGAAGUCCGCCACGACCCUUCUCGCCAUUACCUGACAUUACAACGUUCGAGGAUAGUGAUAGUGACAGCCCUCCACCAAAUUUAUCAAUUCUUUCGCAAAGGGGGAAAAAGCGCUUUCGAGACUCCCACAGCAAUCGCUCUUCUAACUCAGGGAAGCGCUCGAGAUCACGAUCACCUCCGAGUUUAACUGACAAGAAACGCAAAAAGCGGUCCUCUGUAAUUUACGACGUUACCGAACAGCGCGAUCCGAUCAAAAGCGAUCGUCCUCCUCCAGUGGGAAUCUUCACUUCUGACAAUGGAGAGCAGAUGACGUUCUUUGUACAAAUUCAACUGAGGAAUAGGGCUGAAAUGGCGAGGAAAAUUAGGUUAAAUGGCGGUAAAUUAGUGCCGGAGUUGAGAGACGCGGAGUUCAUUAUACUCGACACGCGGCCAGGAAAGGACAGGGAUCAGUGGAUGAAGUCCGUCGUUGAUCUAAAGCGAUAUGCUUUACGCCCAGGAUUCGUCGAAGCCUGUAUUAACUCAGGUGGCUUGGUCGAAGAGGACGACUUUUACGUUGAGCCCGUGAACAAAUCUGGAAAAUCCCACCCGUCAAGAAAAAAGAAAAGGGAGGACAGUGUUGAAACAGAAGACAGAAACUCUCCUUCCCCCAGCCCGAUCUCCCACAAUCACGAUAGGCGACAAAGCAGUACUGAUGGCCUUCGAACACCUUCACCUCCACUCGCGCCGACAAUGAUGCUAUCGGGCGGACGUUAUGCUUUCACAGCUGAGGAAAUUGCAUACGCUCCGAAGUUCGCGGAGCAUCUUAUUCGUAAGAAUCCCGACAUUACGAACUAUCAGAUAGCGACGCAGUUGGCGAAAAAGACUUCCACGCACCCGCAGGCUUCCUGGUUCAGCAAGUUACAAGGGCAGUUGCGAUCACAGAUCGAACGUAUACGAGAGAAGGUACCUAAAACAGUCACGAGCCCAAAUGUCACUCUUAACGGGAGCGAGCGGGAAGAAAAUCAGGUUGAGGAGCAAUUGAUGCAGGAUGCAAACAGUGCGCCUCGGUUGAACGGCAAUAAUGCCAAGCAAAGGGAGGGGCAGAAAGCUGAGCAGGUGGAAGACGGAAGAAGACCAGAACAAUUAUCCGAAGAGGAACGAUCGAGACUUCACAACGUCGACCUGAAGACGAUCGUCGAUUUCUUUGCUAGUCCACCAAACGGUAUGGACGAUGACGACGCUUUAUGGGCGGCAAUUACGGAUUCGUAUACCUGUCAUACAGCCCCAACCUGGCAAGAUUUCUAUGAGUCAAACCAGGAGGUGGUGAACCAACGACUGCGCGAAGCACUAACCAUGCCAUCAGAAAGGGCGGCAUCCAAUGCAACGUCGUAGCGCUAGUGGUAGUUUUCAAUUUGCCUGGAACACGUAUACCUAACAUAUUGCUGUUUUAUCAAUUAUUUUGCCCCAGAAAAGGGUAUUCACUGGUGCAAAAGGCGGAUGUUUGCCAUGUUAUCCUAACU
Fomitiporia mediterranea MF3/22 is the source of this 2599-nucleotide messenger RNA. RefSeq lists its product as uncharacterized. Bases 51 to 2471 code for a protein of 806 amino acids. The transcript is spliced from 6 exons. Lineage: Eukaryota; Fungi; Basidiomycota; Agaricomycetes; Hymenochaetales; Hymenochaetaceae. The record is from RefSeq and is a predicted model, not a curated record.